CUCAAGUAAGUAAACCUCCUGGCCGUGUUUCGGACCGGAGCCGUAUUCGGUAGGGGUGUUUCGUACAGGUGCUCGCGAUCGGGGCAGGUUGUUGGUGUUUAGUGUUGGUUGGGCAGACUACCGACCAGCACACCAUCCCAAGCCACAGGCUUCAGAACAAAGAAACUCUGUCUCAACGCGGCGCCCGUCCAUCCAGGCGAGACAUGCACCGUUGGCCUGUCAAUCGAUCCUGGACAAUGGAACUCGUUUCGGAAUACAAUGGCUGAUUACCCUAGGAGCUACUCGGCUUCUCAUAUGGCCCGCUGAUGUGUGCCGGUCAGCUAUGCGUCCCAUUGUUCGACAAUUCUCGCCCACGCGUAAGCCUGCCUACUCUUUAAACACUGCCACCUGUUCAAAUAAACCGUCAUUCGCUCCUGGGCAUCUUUUUGUACUUGCUAUCCAUCGACAUCAGCUGGCUUCUUCACUAUCAAUCGACGAAAUGACUUUAAACUCCAGACGGCCCGUGCCCUUAGAUCUGUCGUUGGCAAAGACGCAAGCAAAGAGGUUGCACGAGGAUAUUCUUACUCCACUGCCGACUGCGAAGACGACAGAGAUCCCCGACGACCAACCUGGUUUCGCGAAGCGUCUCCAAUCCCUCCAUCUCAGCCCACGAUCGCACGCAGCGCUUGCGUCUCCUCCAGCGAGUCCUCUCCUCAAUGUCGAAACCCAGAAGGAGCGACCCAGGACUCUUGCCAAUGAGAUUCAAUCAGUAACAAUUGAAAUUCCAACAACCACUGAGGAACAACCCGCGCAAGAGGACGUAUCACCAAAGAGCACCGAGCGCGCCGCAUCGACAUCACCACAAAUCCCCGAGAGCGUCUGUCUUCAACAGCUCGAGCAGGCAUGGCAAAUUCCUGACCCAAGGCCCGAACUCGUCAAUGUUCCAACAGCAUACAUCGAGAAAAAGCUUCUUCAGAUGGGUUCGCGUUAUUUGGGAGAUUACCGAUCGGCGCACGUGUUCGUGAAAGCUGUACCGUUGUCGAAGGAGAACAUGGAUGGGCAGACGUGGAAGGCGAAGGUCCGAUCGCAGUGGCCGGGACGUCAAAACUUCUCUAUGUCAAGGGAGUUGCCAAGACGACUUGAGGAAGUGGAAGUUGAGGGGAAGACUGAGGAGGACAAGGGAGUUUACCUGCCGUUGCACGUUGAGUACGCUGUCAUGUGUGCGCCGCUCCUUGGCAGCCUUCUUUUAUCGGGUGAGAUCCGCCGGGGUGACCACAUCGAGAUUGCUUUGCCAUAUACCAAAGAGACUUGGAUUGCGACCGUAGCCUGGAUGUACCUUGGCCACCUCAAGGAGGGCGACGACGACGAGAAGGUCAGGAGAUGCGUGGAGUUCUUGCAUAACUGCUAAGUGCAGCAUUCGCUUUUCGAUUCUUCUCUUUUCGGGACACACGGCGUUUUUUAUUACUUUCUGUCAUUUCAUGUGACGCACACAUUACCUUCUCUUCUUGGGUAGUGAUACCAUACGAGCCUUUAUACGUUAAUCGCAAACAAAAUAGUAUAAUUGAGCACCUUCCUGAGGUACAUCAUAAAAACAAAAUAUCCCGUAAACUCCGUUGCAGACCCUGAAACACAAGCCGAAUGCUUGCCUGAUGACGCGCACCCCCUUCCUCCCAAUUUGCAAUUCUUAGUCGAUGACUUGUCCGUCCUG
Molecule: messenger RNA, 1687 nt
Organism: Saitoella complicata NRRL Y-17804
Lineage: Eukaryota; Fungi; Ascomycota; Saitoellomycetes; Saitoellales; Saitoellaceae
Exons: 1
Coding region: 323-1387 (354 amino acids)
Source: RefSeq, a predicted model, not a curated record